Molecule: messenger RNA, 1579 nt
Organism: Teleopsis dalmanni
Lineage: Eukaryota; Metazoa; Arthropoda; Insecta; Diptera; Diopsidae
Exons: 3
Coding region: 82-1578 (498 amino acids)
Molecular function (GO): mRNA binding
Source: RefSeq, a predicted model, not a curated record
UCCUGUAAAGUUGCCUUCAUAAUACGUUUUUUUUAACAAAGUUUUGCAGACGUUUAUAUAUCAAUUGGUUAUAUAUUAAAAAUGGCAAAGUUUUUGAAAUUGGUAACCUCUCCUAAUUUUAAUGAGGAAUUGAUAUUAGGUGCCUUCAGACAAUAUUAUGAGGAUCCAGUAGCUGUGCAUUUGGUCAAAAAAGAUAAUAAAGAAGCCCUAUACCUAAUAGAAUUUCAAAAUCAAAGAGAGGCUCAGCGAGUACUAAAUAAACUUAAUAGACGUGUUAUAAGAGGUGUACUUCCUGCGCAUUAUUUUACGUUUCUGAAAAUGGAAGUGGAAGACACACAACCACCGGUUAAUGGGACUAAUGUUUUGCAACAGCCCAAAUUCAAGAGUAUCGGUUUAUUUGAAGAGGAAUGUUUUGAAAUAUAUGCAAGAUUUUCUCAUUCAAUUACACAACCAGAAUUGCAUUCAGUUUUCGCUAAAAAAUUUAAUAGCAUUAAGUCUGUUCGAAUUGUUAUAGAUCGGUGUGGAGUAAGCAAAGGCUACGGAUUUAUAACUUUCAGUUCCAAAGUGGAAUAUCAGGCAGCACUAAAUAUAACAGAUGGAGAAAUGCAAAUACGUAAUGCUCCCAUAUGCAUACGUAAUGCUUUCCCUAAAAGCGGCAAACCUUAUAAAAACAGGACCAUCAAAACAAAUGUCAGAAAAUUGAGUCCAAAAAGAACAGAUAAAAAAAGAAGCACUAACGUGGUGAAUGAUAAGUCAGACAGAGAUAAAAAUUUAGAAAACUAUCUAGGAUAUGGGUCCGCUAAAGAUAAGGGUUGUCAAUCGAAGAAGAAAAGUUACAAAAUUAUGAGAGAAGGUUUCAGAAAGGAAAUUAAGAUUUGGUAUGAACAACCCACCACACAAGUGAAAAAAUCUGCUUCUAUCAAAACGUUCAUUGACGAUUGCUUUGAGAAUUCUGAAAAUAAUGAUCAGCUUAAACAAACUACAGAUCCUCUGAAAGUGAAAAAAGGAGGAUUAAGCGAUAAAAAGUUGGAGACAGAUUUUGGUGAAGCAGGUAAGGGAAGCGAAAUGUGUAACAACUUUGAAACCUGUAUUAACACCAAGAGUACUCAAACUGUGAAAUUCGGUGACAUUGAUCGCUUAUACAGAGAUAAUCCUUUGGAUGAUGAGUCCAAUAAAUUGUCGUUUUGUCAUCUUUGUUCAGAUAUGCUAUCUUUGAAUAGAGAUGUAACAUCAAAAAAGUCGUUGAUGGAAAUAUCUCCAGAUAAUAAGAUGGUACUAUAUAAAACUGUGAAUGAUGCACAAACUGGAUUUAUUGAGCGCAUUCAACAUUACAGUGGCGAUAGGACUGAAGAGAAGCUAACUUUAACUGAUGUUUCAAAUCAGAAUGAAUUUGAGCCAAAAAGUAAUGUAAUGAACGAUAAUAUUUUCGAUUCAAACACUUUGGAUUUAGUUAGCAAUGGACGUAAAGUUGAAUUAGACGGAGAAAUCGGGAUUGAUCAUUUAUUAUUCAUUUACUUAAUAGAUAUGGCUUUGCUAUUGUUACUUUUAAUUGCAUCAGCGUUGUCUACAAUUUGUUAAU